AUGAAUACUUUAAUUGCACCAGCCCCAGGUUACAGUAAGAUUACAUUAUUGCGUGAGAUAUACUAUGGUUUUAGACCAAACAAACCAAAUUUUACCCCAGAUGAUUAUCCAGAUUUGACCGGCAAGACUGCAAUUGUUACUGGUUGUAACACUGGUAUUGGUAAACAUUCCCUUGAACUAUUAUAUCAAAAAAAUUGUAACGUUAUCGGUAUUGUUAGAAGUCAAUCUAAGGGUGAUGAAGCUCGCGAUGAUAUUGUUAAUAACAAUCCAGAGUCUAAAGGUACGAUAACUAUUGUUAGUGGUUGUGAUUAUAUGGACUUAUCAAAGAUUCCAGCUGUUGGUCUUAAGAUUAAAGAAGUUUUAGGUACUAAAGCACUAAAUAUUAUUAUUCAUAAUGCAGGAUUAAUGGCUCCAAAUAAUGAAGGAACAUCUUUCCAAGGUUAUGAAGCUAUGUUUCAAACUAACGUCUUAGGCCCACAACUGUUACAACAUUUCAUUGAUCCCUUAUUUUUAAAGAAUGACGAUACUUCGUUGAAGAGAAUCGUUUGGGUUAGUUCUGGUGCCCAUUUAUUAGCAUUUAAUACAUAUGGUAUUAACUGGGAGGAUCCAUUGUUUGAAAAUUCACCAACUAAAGAAAGACCAAAUAACAAUGUUUUGUAUGGCCAAUCUAAGGCUGCUAAUAUAUAUCAAGCUAAGGCAUGGUACGAAGAGAAUAAAAAUAUCUGUGAAGAAAUUGGUUGUGUUUCUGUAUCAUGUUAUCCAGGUAACUUAAAGACAGACUUACAAAGAGGUUGGGGGUUUUCAAUGACUCUUGCAAAAUAUCUAAUGUGGGAUGGUGUCUACGGUGCUUACUCAGAAUUAUAUGGUGCAUUGAGCCCAACAUUAAAACCCCAAGAUUCUGGUGCAUACAUUGUUCCCUUUGGUGAAAUUCAUGACCCAAGAGAGGAUAUUAAGCUUGGUUUAACUAAUGGGGUUGCCAUCAAAUUAUGGGAAUUUGUGGAAAGUAAGAUAUCUCCUUACUUUUGA
This is a messenger RNA of Maudiozyma saulgeensis, 1026 nucleotides long. NCBI's taxonomy places the organism in Eukaryota, Fungi, Ascomycota, Saccharomycetes, Saccharomycetales, Saccharomycetaceae. The record is from the annotation of a GenBank genome assembly.